Acanthisitta chloris (rifleman) is the source of this 592-nucleotide messenger RNA. RefSeq names its product dolichyl-phosphate mannosyltransferase polypeptide 2, regulatory subunit (gene DPM2). Gene Ontology annotation, molecular function: enzyme regulator activity. Gene Ontology annotation, cellular component: endoplasmic reticulum membrane; dolichol-phosphate-mannose synthase complex. The annotation marks the transcript as partial. Lineage: Eukaryota; Metazoa; Chordata; Aves; Passeriformes; Acanthisittidae. Gene Ontology annotation, biological process: GPI anchor biosynthetic process. The transcript is spliced from 4 exons. The record is from RefSeq and is a predicted model, not a curated record.
GCCACAGCGACAGACCAGCUGGUUGGAUUUGGCUUGGUUGCCUUCAGCCUCAUCCUCUUUGUUUACUACACCCUCUGGAUCAUCAUUCUGCCCUUCAUUGACAGUGACCAUGGGAUCCACCAGUACUUCUUGCCUCGGGAGUAUGCAGUUAUCAUCCCCGUGGUGGCUGGGCUGCUGCUGCUGCUAUUUAUAGGUGUUUUUAUAAUGGUUGUGACGUGGAAGAGCAGGAACCCUGCCAAGAAAUCUGACUGAAGGCUCAGCUGAGGAUAUGAGUAGAAGGUGCCCACCCUACAGCAUCGUAGCCAGGAAAAGACUUCUCCUGCAGCUCCAGGCAGACACCUCCUCCAGGGUGCCCAGCAUCACGCUGCUCCCAUGUUCCUUCCUGCAGAGACUAAACCUUCUGUAGUUUACAACUUACUGACCAAAGGGAAUCAGGACUCAUCCAAGGCUCAUCAAGUGAGGGACCAGAGCCCCUGCUGAGGACCUGCUCCCCAGCUGGGGCUCCCCCUGCCACCUCUGGGUACUCCUUCCCCUCUGCUAUGGCUCUGCCCAGUAGUUUGUUCCUUUUGGAGUUUUUUAAACGUUUACAUAC